Molecule: messenger RNA, 12260 nt
Organism: Myxocyprinus asiaticus (Chinese sucker)
Lineage: Eukaryota; Metazoa; Chordata; Actinopteri; Cypriniformes; Catostomidae
Product: neuroblast differentiation-associated protein AHNAK-like
Exons: 4
Coding region: 1-11139 (3712 amino acids)
Biological process (GO): peripheral nervous system myelin maintenance; regulation of RNA splicing
Cellular component (GO): cytoplasm; nucleus
Molecular function (GO): protein binding
Source: RefSeq, a predicted model, not a curated record
AUGAAUCAAACAGAGGAGAUGCAAAAUGAUGAGUCAGAAAUGAUAGUGAAGACUGCAAAGGAAGUCUGUGCUGAGGGUUUGGUUGUAAGUGGAGGGGGAAAUGACGGCAUCUUUAUCAAGGAAGUAAAACCAGAAUCACCUGCCUCAAAGCAUCUAAGUGUGAAUGAAGGUGACCAGAUACUUAGUGCUACAGUAUACUUUGAUAAUGUGUCUUAUGAAGACGCCCUCCAGAUUCUUGAGCAUGCACAACCAUAUAAAGUGGAGUUCUGUCUAAAACGCAAACCUGUUCCAACAAGAACACAAGAAGAUGAUGAGUCAAUGAGGCCAGAUGUAACCAUUGGUGAGGAGGCUGAGGGAGAGGAAAGUGGUGAACCAGAGAUGAGAGGCCGAAGAAAGACAAAAAAGCAACAGGAUCGCAUCUCAUGGCCAAAAUGUCCUUCCUUUAGCAAGGGUCGGAGGGCGAAUUUUAAGAGAUCUCACAGCACAUCAGAAGCAGAAGAACAGAGAAAAUUAGAGAUAAGUCCACUAACAAGUGACACAGAGUCACCUAUUAAGUCUCCAUUAAAGUCUCCAGAUGGAAAAGAAAAGAAAAAGAUUCACAAAAUGAAGCUUAAGAUGAGGAUGACAGGUCGCAGGAGCAAGUCCGUUGAAGAGACCCCAGAAAAUGGAGAGGAACUAACGACAGACAGUAUGGAGGUCUUGGAUAACCAAAUGUUUGUGAAUAUUGCCGAAGAACACAGCUUUCAGGAGCCAGUGAUUAAUUUGGUAGAGAGCCCAAAACUGUUGGAUGAAGCUGAUAAUACGGAGCCUACUAAAACAAGAAAUGAAUAUACAUGCCCAACUUUGCCAGUGACUGAAUCAUUGCAUAAGGUUGAGCUUAUUAGCUUGGACAAUACAUUAAAGACUACUGAUAUUACAGUUGCUCUUGGGGAGGAUAGCAAAGAAAGGAGAGAAAGAUCAGAGUUAAAGGUUAGCAUUCAAGGAAAGGAUCAGUCUGAAUUAGGAACAGAGAGCCAAUUAAAGUCUGUCUCAAGUGGAAUGAGAACUUCAGAUCCAUCGACAUCCAGCCCCAACUUGAUAUUACAAAGAGAGGAAGAGGGACAUCAAGCUGAUUCUGAUAGCAAGCUGAUAUAUAAAGAGAUUUUAGAGAAAACCCAAGGGCAAGAAGAAAUUGACAUGAGCAUACCUAAAGUUGAUGUUUCUCUGGACAUAUCAGAUGUAGAACUGAUGCAAAAAUCACCAGGGAUUGGCAGUGACAAAGAAAAGAAAGAAAGGAACGUUCUUGAAACAGAAAGUUAUGGGAUUCGAACCAGAGGUCCACUGGCAGACAUAGCGGCAUCAAAGAGUCAUUUUACAAAAACAGUAAAUAGACUAGAGUUUACGUCUUCAGACUCUUUCACUUUUGAGAUUAAAACAAGGCAGGAUUUGUCCUCAACUGUCAUGGACACAAAGAAAUCAAGCACUCCAACACCUAUUUUAUUCCAGCCAAAGCCAAAUGCUCUGGAUGUGGAUAAAAGUGGGAAGAGUCCUGGUAGUAGUGCUCAAGUUAUCAAAAGCUCAAAUUUGGAAAUAGCAACUUCUGAGUUAACAGAAAAAUCAAAUAUUGAUUUAAUUCUAACUGACCUUGGUAAAAGACCAGAGUCAAAGUUUAAACUGCCUAAGGUGGAUAUAUCUGAAUUUGACUACAAUGAAUCAAUAAUCAUAAGACAGAAAGACCCAACCAAAGCCCCUCUCCUGAAACGAGAGGAAAUUGAGAUUCCUGGGAUGGAGGACAAAGGAUCAAAAGCCAACUUACAGUCACCUAGAAUGAAAGAACCAAAAAUUGAGAAGAUAAUACAAAUCUCAAAAGUUCAGGGGGAAGCUGAAGAGUUUAAUGUUGAAGAUGUAAAGGAAGCAGUAUCAAAAUUCCCAGCAUUUAAAUUACCCGAGAGAGACAUCACAGGGGUCCUUGUACAGAGAGAAAUCAAAAUAAUGGAAAUGAAGGCAGACAAAACUGGCAUGACACCUAAAGGAUCCCCUUGUAAAAUGUCAAGCUUGAGCACAGAAAUAAGCAGUAAGUUGACUGAAAACACAAUGGAUAAAGAAAAAUGGACAAGUCCUACUUUUGUUACAAAAGAUGAAGCCUUCAUAUUACCAAAAAUUGAACAACUGCAUCUUCAUGAGGAAACACGUAUAACUGAGAAAAAAAUAGACAAAUCAAAAGCAAAGUUUGAAGCCCAACAGUCCAAAACAGGCAAAAUGUUGGCAAGGGAUGACAAGAUUAGUACUUCCCCAGAUGUAAAAUUAAAACUUCCAAAACGUGAAGACAUUGAAAUACCAGGAAUGGAAGCCAUUGAGCAAUCAGUUCAGGUGCAAAAAAGAAAAGUAGCCAAAGACACUCAAGAUGAUGCUAUAAAAGACUAUACUGAUGCAUAUAUAACUGAAAGGUCAAAUAUCAAAGUGGUCAAAAAAGGACAUGAGAAGAAAUCAAAGAAAGCAAAGGAAUCUAUGCCAAGUUUUGGAAUUAUGAAACCUGACAUUCGCUUCCCAGAUAUUGGGAUUGAGUUACCAGAAAAGGCCACCUCAUCCAAAAGUGAUGAAAUGAAGGAAAUGAAAGCUGAAGCAAAAAUAUCUCAUGAUGAAACAAAACAAAAAAAGAUUUCUCAAAAUGAAGUACAUGUAGCCAUCAAACAAUCUGCUGAAGAGACAACAUUUAAAAAGUCUCAAGAAGGAGAUGUAAAGGGUGAUCAAAUGCUACAUCAUGACGAAAGUACAGUUAUGACAACCCCAAAACUAGAGGUAACUCAACAGAUGGCGUCUACUAAUGAAGGAGAACCGAAAGCUACUGCAUGCGAGCCAUCAUCAGCAAAGGCUGAAUUAAAAAACAAAGACACAAACACUGAUGUCUCUCCACAUAAAAAGAAACUGCCAAAAUUCAAAAUGCCUAAAAUCGGAGGGAAAUCUAUAAAAGAAUCAGCUGAAACAACUAUAAAAGAUGAUGUUACAAUGCAAGAAAAUGACACAACAGAGGUUGAAUUAGAUUCUGAGAAGAGAACAUCUGAAACUGAUACCAAAGAACAAAGUUUUGAAAUACAUUUUAGUAAAAUAAAAAUGCCUAGUUUAGAUAUUUCUCUUCCAAAAGUAAAAAUCCCAAAGUCAGAGGGAAAAACAAGGCAGGAGGAAACUGGACUCUCAAAGCCUGAAACUGAUGCAGGUGUUGAAUUUUGCAAGGACCAUAUCCCUAGUGAGACACCAGGGCCCACUAAAGAAAGGGUUGGUAAAGCUGACAUAAAGAUUAAGGCUGUAGAAGAUGCACAAGAGGAGAGUGGAUGUAGAAUGAUCAAGUUUGGUAUCUCAUUGCCAAAAGAGAAGACAGAACAAAGUGGUCUUCUACCAGAUGAAACAAUCUUAUCUGAAGGAACUACCAUAAAGGUUGAUGGAAAAACUGAGGUGGAGUCAUCUGAACUGCCACAUGCAGAAAUCAAAGAAACUGAGUCUAAAAUGAAGAAGAAGAAAUUAUCAUUUCCCAAAUUUGGAUUCUCUAAAGCUGUAAAAUCUGAUGCUGACGUGUCUCUUUCAACAGUGCACAGCUCUUUACAAGAGGUAGGUGCUGAUGUAACAGAACAAGAUGUUCAAAGUAAGACCACUGAGGCAGAGGCAGAGGCUGAGUUAAAGGAUUCAACAGAUUCUCCAACAAAAUUUAAACUUCCCACAAUUAAACUUCCAAAAUUUGUUGUCUCCUUUCCAAAGGCAACCGAUGCUGGGACUGAUAUUCAAAUGCCUGGUGUCAGCACGGAGGUUACUACUAUGGAUGUUCAAUUUCCAGAGGCCAAGCUAUCAGGAGAACUUACAGCACCACCUGACAUAAAUAUCUCAGAGACUAUUCUCAGUGUAUCCAAGCCUGAUGUUGAAAUGUCUAUGUCAGAGGGAAAAUUAGAAAUUACAGACAUUAACAUUCCAAAAGUAGAUGAAGUUAGUAUGAAACCAUCUCCAGAACUUUCAUUUUCUAAACCAGAGGUUCAGGCUAGUCUGACGGAAGGCAAUAUGGAAAUUAAAGCGCCAAAUGCAGAAUUCACAAUUUCAAAGGGUGAUGCUGAACAAAAAGAUCUAACUAUUGGUAGUGCACCAGUAAAGUUUAAACUCCCCUCUAUCAACUUGCCAAAGUUUGGAGGUAAAGCAUCCAAGGUAGCGAAAGAUAUGCCAACUGUGGAUAUAGAUGCUGAAGAACCUGAUGUAAGACUUACAGAAGAACAAAUAAGUAUGAAACUAAAAGACGUUGCACCAUCAGGUGAUAUCAACGAAUCUUCUAUGACCACAGAAGGUGUUAGUGUAGAUGUAAAGGUUGAAGACGCAAAGCCCAAAGGACAAGAAAAUAUGGUUAACCUGCAAAAAUUUGGAAUUAACCUUUCAGAAGUAAAAACUCCAGACACUGAUUUUAGUACAUCAAAGAAAGAAGGUGAUAUUACUUCAGUGGAUGCAAAAACUGAGGUACAUUCAUCUUAUGAUGAAGUGCCCAGAGACACAUUUGACAAACCAGAAGAUGAUUAUAAAGGCCCAAAUGUAAAGACGAAAAGACCAAGCUAUUCACUUCCAAAAUUUGGGUUUUCAAAACCAGAUGUUAAGGCUUCUGAGACUGAUUUGAGCCUUCCAAAUGUUGACACCUCCAAACUAGCAGGUAGUAUGGACAAAGAAGAAUUAACUAUAGACACGAAAGAGUCAAAUGAUGAGGCUGACCAGACUGAAAAAGUGUCAAGAAGAUCUCCAACAAAAUUUAAACUUCCCACAAUUACAUUUCCAAAAUUUGGAGUCUCAUUUCCAAAGGCAACAAGCUCUGACCUUGACAAACAAAUGCCUGGAGUGACCAAAGAUAAACCUACCAUGGAAAUUAAAUUGCCAGAGGCUGAAAUGUCUGGGGAAUUACCAUCAUUACUUGAAAUGAAAAGUCUAUCCAAACCUGAAGUUGAUGUCUCUACACCAGAGUCAGAAAUGAUGGAGGAUGCUCAUUGUGAACAGAAAAAAGAAAAGGUAUUCUCUCCGCGACUUGCAUUUUCUAAACCAGAUGUUAAGAUAAGCCUUGCAGACCAUGGUCUUGAUGAAAAGCCAGCUAAAGAAGAUUCAACAUCAGGUAUGGAUCUGCAGGCCAAGAAACUUGACACUGAAGUCGAACUUCCUUCAGUUAAAUUAGAUGCAGUCAUUUCAGAGGCUAAAGAAAAAGAGAGUGAUAUUAAAUUUAAAAAACAGAAAAUAUCAUUUCCAAAAUUUGGAUUUUCCAAAUCUGAGUCUAGGAUCAUUGAUGCUGACCCCAGUCUCCAAAAAGAAGGAAUAUCUGUUCCACACACUGAGAUCAAAGAGACUGAAGUGAAAAUUCCUGCUCCAGAGUUUGCAGUCGAGGUAAAAAAUAAAAGUACUACUGGUUCUCCAUCUAAAUUCAAGCUUCCAACAAUUUCUCUCCCUAAAUUUGACAUUUCCAUUUCAAAGCCUAUGGAGGAAUCUACUGAAAAAGCAGAUGAUGUAACACAGUCAGAAAUAAAAGAAGAAUCAGAAGCUGUGUCAAAAAAUAAAACCAAACUUGAUAACUCAGAAGAAACAGCGACUCAAUAUACAGAACCAUUAAAUCUACAUUUUGAAAGUCAACCAGUGGAUGCUGAAAUAAAAACCAAAAACAUUGAUCCUGAAAGUCAAUGGAGUAGAUUUAUGAUGCCUAAAUUUGAAUUUUCAUUUACAAAGCUAAAGGGGCCAGAAAGUAAAAAAGGUGCAUCAAAAAUGGAGGAUAAUGUAGACAAUAUGGAGGAUACACCAACACAUGACAUGAAAAUGGAAAGUCUGUCUACUGAGGGAAAAGUAGACAUGCCUGGGGAUGCUAAGGAAACUGGGAUAAAGUUGAAGGUGCCAAAAGUGCUGAGUUCAGAACAUGGAGUUUCUAAACAAGACAUUAAAUCUCCAGAGAUUAACACUGAGAUAGGUGAUAUAUCUAUAACAGCAGCAGCGGAUGUGAAACAACCAGAAUCUGACAUAAAAAUUCAAACAACAGAGAUGUUAAAAGAUCAUAAAUCCAAAGGAGGUUCACCAAUCAAAUUCAAACUUCCCAGUUUCAAACUACCCAAAUUUGGAAGUUCUGCUUCAAAAACAAAACCUGAAAUAACAGAAUUGAGUGGUGAUGUGCUUCCUUUGGAGGCCCCAGUGAUUGAUGUAGAUAUAGCUGUCAAAGGAACUCAAGUAAGUGGUCCAGAAACACAAAUAAAAAUGAUGAACGAAGCCCUAUCUGUUGAAAUGAAGGGACCUCAUCUGGUCACAGAGGGUCAAUCUGCUAAUGUGGACUUAAAGGUUGAAGAUGCUGAACUUGAAGGACAAGGGUGUAAGUUUAAGCUGCCAAACCUUGGUACUGACAUUUAUCAAGUAGAAGGGUCUGAUUUAAGUACAUUAAAGGCAGGGGAUAUAUCUGCUGAAGCACAGGAAACUGAUAUCAAAGAACCUAAGAUGACAACUGAGGGGAAAGCUCACACAACAGAACACGAUUCUAAAGGCCCAGAUGUGAUGAUGGCAUUACCCCAAUUAGGGUUUUCAAAACCAGAAGUAAAAACUUCUGAGGUUAAUGUAAGUGUUCAGAAAAUGGAUGUCCCAGUACCAGAAGGCAGUGUGGACAUAGAAGACGCAAAUGUAGAUAUCAAAGUGUCAAAGAUGGAGACAGACCAAAAGGAUUCAAAAUUUUUUGGCUCUCCAACAAAGUUUAAACUUCCCUCAAUCAACUUCCCAAAAUUUGGAGUUAAAUCACAAAAAACAGCUUUAGAUAUUAAUAUUAAAGAAUCAGAACUUGAGGCCACAAACACAAAAUGUUCUCAACCUGAAGUAAAGUUAGAAGUACAACCACCCAAGAAUACAGUUCAAGAUGAUGAAACUGAGAGGAGUGCAGACAUACCUGAGGUUGAUUCCAAAGGAAAAGGAAAAGUGAAGAGACCAAGCUUUUCAUUUCCCAAGUUUGGGUUUUCUAAACCAGACACAACGACUCCACAACUUGAUGUCAGUGUACACAAGAUUGAUGUAUCUAUACCUGAAGGCACCGUGCAUGUAACAGAACAAACAGCAGAAAGUACACUUCCAGGGGUAGUGUUAGAGGCUGAACAGAAAGAUCCAACAAUUGAUGUGUCUCCAACUAAAUUUAAACUACCAGCAGUUAACCUGCCAAAAUUUGGAGUCAAAACCACAAAAGGCACUGUAAAUUUACUAUCAGCAGUAGGAGAUAUCAAAGGAAAAGAAAUUAGUGUUUCCGAAGGAGACAUCGAAGAUUCAGGACAAAUACCAAACAUUGACACAGAAGAAAUAAAAAAAGAAUCUGAUAUGAGUACCACAAAAAGAGAAACUGAUAUUCAUCUAGCAGAGGGGAAGGUAAUACAACUCCCACUUGAUGUUGACAUACAGGAUAUAUCUAUUGAGGGCAAAGCAGACAUACCUGUGGUUGACACGGAAGGACUGGAUGUGAAACUGAAGAAACCAAGUUUUUCACUUCCAAAAUUUGUUUUUUCAAAGUCAGAUAUUAAGGGCCAAGAAACUGAUGCCAUUCAACCAAAGACUGAUAUGUCUAUCAUAGAGGGCAACAUAGCUGUUGAAGAACAAGAUGCAGAAAUUAAUUUCCCAGAUGAAGUGAACAAACAAGAUGAUCCAACAACUGUUUCUCUGUCCAAAUUUAAACUGCCCUCAAUCAACCUUCCAAAAUUUGGAAUUAAAUACCCAAAGGCCACAUCUGAUAUUCCAACAGUAGAUGCAGACAUUGAAGAACCUGAAAUUAGUUUUCCUGAAUCAGGAGAGGUACAAACAAAUAUAGACAUUAAGGGUCCCUCUGCUGAUGUGGACAUUAUGGGCAAAGGGACUGAAAUUGAUGGGCUGGGAAGCAAGUUCAAGCUGCCAAAAUUUGGAAUUGGAAUGCCAAAGUUAAAGGAGACAGAGGUGGAGGGUAAAGAAACAAAAGCAGAGACUGGCCCACUAUCUGAAGAACAGGUAAAUGUACAAAGGCCUGAUGUUGCAAUUGAAGAUGUUACAAUUGAGGUGAAAGCAGAUGAAGCUGACGUUGAUUCCAAAGGGCUGAAAGUGAAACUUCCAAAAUUGGGAUUUUCAAAACCAGAUCUAAAGUCUCCUGAAGUUGGUGUGAGUCUGCCCAAAACAGAUGUGGAGAUAUCAAUGGGAAUUGCUGAGGUUUCAGAACAAUCUGAAUAUAUUAAAUCUCCAGAAAAAGAAAUUGUUGGCUCUCCAACAAGAUUUAAACUUCCAACAAUCAAUUUCCCAAAAUUUGGAAUGAAAGCAUCAAAGGGGACAGUAGAUAUUCCAACAGCAAACGUGGAUAUCAAAGGGCCUGAAUUUAGUCUUUGUGAUGAGAACAUUAAAAAUUCAUCAGAUGUAUCAAGUGUUGACAUAAAAGGGCUAACAGUAAAUGUUGAGGAUGCUUCUACUGAGGUGAACAUUAAGGGGGAAGGAAUCGAUAUAGAGCAACAUGAUGGCAAAUUUAAGAUUCCAAAAUUUGGAAUUGCACUUCCUAAAAUAAAAGGUCCAGACGUCGACCAGGGGCCUGAGGAAACUCAGAGUGAAAUACCAGGGGUUGUACUAUGUAUAGAGAGUAAAGAGCUAAAUCUAUCCAAAGAGUUGGUGGAAGUAGAUAUGGAAGCUAAAGGUACUGAAAUUGAAGUAGAAGAAAGUAAAUUCAAACUACCAAAACUUUCUCUACAAAAACUGAAAGGUCCUGAAAUUGAUAUUAAUGUUUCAAAGGCAGAGGUUUCUCAAACUGAAGCCAAAGAAGCUAAGCCUUCUAAAACAGACAAUGUUGAUACUGAUUUAACCGAUAUGAGUUCUAAGGGAAUUAGUGCAAAAAUGAAGAAGCCAAGCCUUGCAUUUCCAAAAAUUGGAUUUUCAAAAUCAGAUGGCAAGGCCCAAGAUAUUCAAGCCACUGAAACAACAGCAGAUGUUUCCUUGCCAGAGGGCUUUACAGAAAUAAAAGAAAGUGAGAAAGAUAUUAAGACACCAGAGUGCGAAAUAGAAAUAACAAGUCCACAAUUUGGUUCACCAACAAGAUUUAAACUCCCAACAAUAAAAUUACCCAAAUUUGGAGUUUCCACUUCAAAGGCCAUUGACAAAGAACCAGAGGCUGAUGCUGCUGACAUCAAGGAAACUAAAGUUAGUUCAUUGGAUAAUAAAGGAGAGACAUCAAAGUUGGAUCCAUCAGAUGUUGCAGAGGUGGAGGCCACUUUCAUUGAUACUAAACCAAAAGCUAAAGGAAUUAAUCAAGAAGGACAGGAAAAUACAUUUAAACUUCCAAAGUUUGGGAUUUCAUUACCCAAAGUAAAAGGCCAUGAGCUGGGAGUUGCUGCAAAGGAGGUGAAAAAAGGAGCACCUGAAACUGGGAUCACAGAACCAGAAAUGAAGACCCCAGCCGAAGUAUGUCUCCCAACAAUAGACAUAGCUUCACAAGAGGGAAGUGCCAGCAUUCAGAAAACAGAGGUAGACACAGAGCAUAAAGACAAUACAGUUGUUACAGGCUCGCCAAGUAAAUUCAAAUUACCUGCUUUUAAAAUGCCAAAAUUUGGAAUUUCAGCUCAAAGGACAUCUGACAUAAAAGCAGGGGUUGAUGAAUCAGACACUAACUCUGACCUUAGUACUGGAGACAAGACCAUACAAGUACAAGGUUCUAAAGCAAUAAGCAGAGAGAGUGAAAUUAAAGGAACCACUGAACAGAAUCCAGAGGCUGCUGUUAAAAAAGUGGAUGGGGACAAAGGCUCACCGAGUAAAUUCAAACUUCCUUCCAUAAAAAUGCCAAAAAUUAGCAUUUCAAGAACAAAAUCUCAAGAUGGAGAAGAUGACACAACCAUAAAGGCCAGUGCUCCAGAUGCUAAAACAGAACCCAAAGAUGAUCUACAAGAGCCUGAAAAAUCACCCAAAUUUACAAUGCCUACCCUUGGGGAUGUUAUCAGGGGCUUUGAGGUAGAAUUUAAUGUUCCAACAUUAGAAGAAAUGGAAGCACAAAAGGACAAGCCAUCUGCUAAGCAUGAUCAUGAGGCUGGAGUCAAAGUCGAGGCAUCAGCAGAACAUAGGGACAAAGGAACUCCAGAAAAAUCAAAGUUUAAAUUUAAAUUUCCAAAAUUAGGAUUCAGCCAGUCCUCAGAUGAAAGUGAUAAGUUAGUGGAUGCUAAGGUUGAAGAAAUUGAAAAGCAUAUGAAAGCUUCGACAGAUCAGAAAACAGAGGUUAACAAAGAACAAGCAAAAACUGAGAAGGGAGGUUGGUUCAGUUUUUCCAAAUUUUCUCCAACCAAAACUGCAAAGACCAAUGAGAAAGAAGUAAUUCAACCACCUAAGGAGGCUGAGAAAGUUUCAAUGAACGAUGAUGUAGAGAAAGAAUCCAGUAAAGUGAACCAGGAACCUGAGAAGAGCCCCCUGAGUGAGAUUGUGGAGGAGAAUAUCAGCCCAACAUUGUCACUGAGGUCAUCUGAAGCCUUUGCUGAUAUAAGUUCCACACAAACCACUGAGCAACUUGGCCUCUCACAGACCUCGCCUACAAAAGUAAAAGUAAAAUAUGCUGAACCUACUGCCACUGUUGGGGUCAACGAUGUAAAUAAGGAGGUUGUGACUUCCACAGCCAGAUGUGAACUGAUAUCUAUGGAGCCUCACCAGCCAGAGAAAGUGAAUAUCCCAUUUUCAUCAGAUAUGUCCUCACCCUCAGUGGACACUCUUAAACAGAUGUCAGGGGAAAUUCAUAUCAUCACAUCAAACAUACAAGCUAUACCAGACACACAGCAAGCUGCAAUCCUUACUAAUUUAGAUGUCCGUGGAAUUCACACCUCGCCUUUACAAGUAACACUCGGAUCAGACUCGGUGUUGACAGUGGAGGAAACCAGAGUGCAAAGUGGGGAGCACAUUUUAGUGGAAAGGCAUGUUGUGAAAGAGACGUUAAGUGAAGAAACCGUACUUGUUACCCAGAGAACACGUGUAUUUGAAGGAGACUCUGUAGAACCCAUUUCUGAUGAGACAGCUUCCUCUAUUCGUAGGCUGCGAGAUACAGUGCACACUGAGAAAAUGAAGUUUUUUGACAGUGUAGAGACAACUGAAGAGGUCAGUGAAAAGAGUGCGGAAAUAUCUAUAAGACAUAUGGAUUCCUCUACUGAUGACAAUGAGGGGAAAUGAACACUAUAUGGCUGAGUUGUAAAUCAAAUCAGCUGAUUUUAUGCUUUUGAAUGUACUGUAUGUUUCAGUGUUCUUUUAUAUAUAACCAUAUAAGCCAGCUGAAUUGUAAUGCUAAAAUGCAAAGCUGGGCCAGCGCUGACACUUAUUUAUUAACAUAUCACACAGUGUUGUUUAGAUAAUGGAGAUUUUACGCAUAAAUUAUUAAAACAAAUUAUAUCCACUGGAAAAAUUAUAUAUAGAAGCAAGGAAAAAUAGGAAGAAAUAUUACAUUAUAAUUUCACUCUUAAAAAUAAAGGUUCUAGAUCGGCAUGUAUGGUUCUGCAAAGAACCUUUAACAUCCAUGGAACAUUCCCAUUGCACAAAAGGUUCUUUGUAGAGGAAAAAGGUUCUUUAGACUAUAAAAAGGUUAUUCAAAAAUUGUUCUUUUAAACAAUUGUCACUGAAAGGUUCUUUGGGGAACCAAAAAUGGUACUUCUAUCGCAUUGUUGGGAAAAAACCUUUUUGGAACCUUUAUUUUUAAGAGUGUUGAUUGUGUGGGUUGUCAGUGUGGUAAACAAUAAAACUAUUAUCUUGGGAAUAGUAUUUACAGUGUGAACUCACUAAUAUUCAAGCAAACGCUGUUUAAAUAGAUGUAUUCGCGAAAAUUAAAAAGCUGGUGUGGCUUUUAAAGACCGUUGAUAGUAUCACAUAUUGAGGCAUUUAUUUCUUUGAGCUUAUCUAUUUUGACAAAAUAUGUGAUUGCAUAUAAAAUCUGUUUCUGCGGCCUUAGAAAAAAAAUGAAAAUGCAAAUAACUAUAUAAAUAUAUUUUAUUCAGUUGAAAAUAUCUCUCUGUCAUUAGUCUUUUUUAGCUUAUAAUAAAGCAUUUGCACCUGAUAAAAUGUAUGGAUUUUCAGAAAAAUUUAUGUAGACAAUGCAUAUUUUUAGUUUAUUAAUAAGCAAUGACUGAUCUUUUAACAUAUAUAUAGUCAAAUUAAUCAAAUUAACAUUGUGAGAAGAACACUUCAACUGGCCACUGCAAAUUGAGUAAAACAUUAAAUUAUGCUCGGUGUCUGACUUACACAAAAAAAUAAAACAAUACGUUCAGUAGCAGUUUGUGCACUUAAUAAAGUUAUUUCUGAAA